UGGCAAUCAAGCUUAGGAGCUUGAGCAAGUGUUGCCCGAUGAACGGCCUCAGGGCUGUCUAGGCUAUGGAGGGAUGAGGAAGCGGGAAGCUGUGCAAGCUUCGAGAUACAAAGGCAGCUCUCUCAACCCUCUUUCCUUGGUCCUCGGUCUCUCUGACAAGCCUCUCCUGCCUCACAGCCUGUCUUCAGUGUGCGAACACUUCCUACUACAAGCUCUCGCCAAUCACCCUCAGACAGCGACUGUUUGCCCAUCAUGUCUCGCUUCGUCAACGACAUUGAGCAACGCUUUGGCGAGAGCGACAACCAGAGCAGCGGCUAUGACAACUCGCAAAGCGACCGCUCCGACAACGACUACCAGCAGGGCGAUGGCUACGGGCGCAACCAGCAGGGCCGCAACUACGGUAGCAACGACGACAACAACAACUACGGUGGCAAUCGGAAAGAUAGCAGCUAUGGCAGCAACCGGGACGACAGCUACGGCAGCAACCGGGACAACAACUACGGCAGCAACCGGGACGACAGCUACAGCAGCAGCCAGGGCAACAAAUACAGCAGCAACCGAGACAACAACUACGGCAGCAACCGGGAUGACAACUAUGGCGGUGGCCGGAAUGACAGCUACGGCAGCAACCAGGACGACAACUACGGCAGCAACCGGGAUGACAACUACGGCAGCAACCGGGACGACAACUACGGCAGCAGCCAGGCCAACAGCUACUGUAGCAACCAGGACGACAGCUACAGCAGCAACUGGAACAACAGCUAUGGCCGCAACGACGAUGACAGCAGUUACAACAGCAGCAAGAAUAACGACCAGCAGCAGAGCGGUCGCGGCUUCUUUCGCAGCAACUCGUCGAGCGGGUUUGGCAGCACCAAUGAAGGCAACAGCAGCAGCAGCAACAACGAGGACCAGAACGACUCUGGAAACAGCGGCUCCAGUAGCUUCUUCUCUUAAGGAGAGUUGGGCAGCGCUAGCGAGUUUGUCGACCAAGUAGCAAUGGAUAAAGACCUCACGCUAUAAGCAGGGGGCUCCUAGAGGCAAGGGCGAAGAUAUUAAAGUGAUAGAGUAUAAACAUGUUGGAACCGCUACGCAGGCUUAGGAAGAUGAAGCUAUUACAAUACAGGCAAUGCACACAACUAGGAUCAAUCAUAGUGUUGAGGAUGUUGUAUUGUAGGAGAGUUCUCCUAAUUAGGAGCCUAGUCUUGGGCGGCAGUUGGGCAUCAAGCUAGUGGAUCCUAAUCUCAGUGGGCUAGCCCGGUGCCCUAGGCUGGGCUAGUUCUAAUACACCCCCCUAGGUCGAGCCUCUGGCUCCGGCCUACCAAAUCUAGUAAUCUAUAAAGCUAUUCCCA
Messenger RNA from Thermothielavioides terrestris NRRL 8126, 1349 nucleotides. RefSeq lists its product as uncharacterized. The record is from RefSeq and is a predicted model, not a curated record. NCBI's taxonomy places the organism in Eukaryota, Fungi, Ascomycota, Sordariomycetes, Sordariales, Chaetomiaceae. The transcript has 3 exons. Bases 253 to 954 code for a protein of 233 amino acids.